This is a messenger RNA of Emiliania huxleyi CCMP1516, 507 nucleotides long. RefSeq lists its product as hypothetical. The record is from RefSeq and is a predicted model, not a curated record. Bases 1 to 507 code for a protein of 168 amino acids. NCBI's taxonomy places the organism in Eukaryota, Haptophyta, Isochrysidales, Noelaerhabdaceae. The transcript has a single exon.
AUGCGCUGGCUCGUCAUCAUCUCUGCUGUCAGCCUCGCUGCUGCGUUGCAUUCGGUCCCUCCGCCCUCGGUCGCGCGGCCGUUCCGCUCUCGAGCGCCGCGCGCAGCCCUUUCAGACGACGAGCCAAAGAAGACUGGCGAAGACGGGGAUGCGCUCGCGGCAGAGUUUGCGCGUCGGCUGGAGGCGGAGGGCGGUGCGACAAAGUUCAAGCUGAAGACAGACAUCUCGCGCGCGGUAGAGCCUCUCAAGGACGGCCUCACCGACGUCGCGAGAGAGGCGAAGAACGUGCAGCUUCCCGACUUGACCGACGCGUCACCGCAAACGCUGCUCGGAGGCCUCUUUGGUGUCGUCUUUCUCUGCACGCUCCUCAGCGCGGCGAGUGGCCCGAGCGUAGACACACGCACCUCGGACGGCACUACCCUCGAGUUCGGGCAGCGUUCAGAGCUGCGGCAACCCGAUUUCGGCACCUCAAACCGCGGCUACCGCCCCGAGUUUGGCAACCAAUGA